CAAUAACUAAGAAUUUAAGAUGAACGCUUGGUUCAAAUUCCUCCUGUUUUCGCUGGUCCUGGGACUCGCUAAGGGGGCCCCCUUCAUUCGAGUGGUCAUAUUGGCUGGUUUGGGCUUAGCUGGUCUCUGGAUGGUCCACACUUUGGCGCAAGAUUUCAGCUCCAUCCAGAACAACGGAGGCAUCAACUUUAAUCCGUCCGGCGGGAGGGAAAUAUUCAAGAGGUCUACCCAGGAGGCAGAUAUGCCUGUAAUCGAUUGGGAGAUGGUGCUAUCCAGGGACCCUGCGAGCUGUGCCAGAAGCUUCUUGUGUCAAUUGGUCGCUACCGAAAAGGAGCUUCUGACCGCCGAGGAGAAGCUUAUGCUGAAGUUAGUUAGAUAUUCUGCGCAUGAAGAUACUUGGGCCAGUAAGCAGUUACAGGAUGCUUUGAGGAAAGGUGAAAAAGUCGCGAAACCCAGUCAGUGCAUGAAGAUUUAUAAAUUUUGCCCGUAUACUAGUCAAAUGAUGAUGGUGCUGUUGAAAUUGUUUGGGAAAUGAUUCUAUUCUAUGUGAUAAUUUAAUGUAGGACGUGGAAAAAUAUCUUAUGGAAAUUGGAGAUUUUUGGAGUUUUCUUGUAGUUUUUGAUUUAAGAGAUACAAGUCCUCAACCUGAUGUUUAAUUAGGUAAUUAAGAGUCGAGGGAUUUAGAUAUUUUCCACUUGUAUGUCUGUACAUCUAAUAAAAUUAAUGAGAAACCUUAAAUUUUAAGAUUCUACAUGUUUGUAGUCGAUAUUUGUAUAGGUUUU
Molecule: messenger RNA, 782 nt
Organism: Phyllotreta striolata
Lineage: Eukaryota; Metazoa; Arthropoda; Insecta; Coleoptera; Chrysomelidae
Source: the annotation of a GenBank genome assembly